AGCAACAGCAGCUCCUCUGGAAGUUAGAGCUCCCUGGAUUUCUGCAGCAAUGUCCCACAGGAAAAUGCCCCUGGCUCUCUCUCUGGUCCUCAUCCUCUGUGGCCUCCUUAUUAGCACCUGCUGUGAAACUGAACGAAGAUCUAAAUGGAAUAUUUACCCAGUCUCAUCAUGGAAAAUGUCACCUGUCCACCACAACAUAGAAGCAGGCAAUAAGGCUUUCGCCCACAAACUGUUUGAAACUCUGCUAAUGGAGCAUCCCAGAAAGAAUAUCAUCUUCUCCCCUCUGAGUAUCUCCACCUCCUUGGCCAUGCUUUCCCUGGGGACCAGAUCCACAACACUCACCAACCUCCUCAAGGGCCUUGGAUUUGACCUCAAAGUCAUGAGGGUGUGGGACAUGCACCAUGGUUUCCAGAGUAUCGUCCAGAUGCUGAAGCAGCUGAACAGAGAGGGACACCUGAAGUACAAGGACAUGCUCUUUAUCGAUAGCAACAGGAAGAUCAACACCCCAUUUCUGUGGGAUACAGAGCGGAUAUAUGAUGUGAAGGCCCAGAUGAUUGACUUUAGAGAUGUAAGAAAGACCAAGAAGCAAAUUAACCACUUUGUGGCUGCAAAAAUGCACAAGGGAACCAAGGGAUUCAUCACCUCUUUGAACCCUCAUACCUUCCUGUUUCUUAUAAACUACGUUUUCUUCAAAGGCAUUUGGAAAAUGGAUUUUCAUACCAACUUCAUGCACAAGGAGGACUUCUUUGUGGAUGAGUGCACCACAGUGCGGGUGGACAUGAUGUGGAAGAAGGAACACAUGAUUUAUAGCAGAUCGGAGAAGCUGUUUACUACAAUGGUCAAAAUGCCUUUCAUUGGAAACAUGUCCAUAGUCCUUAUGCUCCCAGAUGUAGGACAGCCCGACCCUUCUGUAGAAGAGAUGGUUGUUCAAAGAGCUACACUUCUGAAAUCCAGUGGCAUGAGAUGGGUGCACAUAAUUAUGCCCAAGUUCAAGAUCUCCUCCAAGAUAAACUUGAAAAAAAUGCUUCCCAAGAUGGGCAUCAGCAAUGUGUUUACUACAGCAGCAAACUUCUCGGGCAUCACAGAGGAGAAUUUCCCAGCUAUUUUUGAGGCGAUACAUGCAGCCACAAUUGAGGUGAGCGAGGAAGGCAAGAUGGACAUGGCCUCCAGGAACGCCAUCCCCUAUCACACACAUACUGCAGCUCCCUUUGUCGUGAAGUUCAACAGACCCUUCUUCCUGUUUGUGGAGGAUUGGAUGACUCAACGAGCAAUCUUCAUGGGCAAGGUCUUCAACCCCAUAGCUGAGUAGAGAUGGGGCUGGGCUCUGCAGAGCUGGAAUUCAGCUGCUCCUGAAUAAAGGGAA
Molecule: messenger RNA, 1363 nt
Organism: Lutra lutra (Eurasian river otter)
Lineage: Eukaryota; Metazoa; Chordata; Mammalia; Carnivora; Mustelidae
Product: uteroferrin-associated basic protein 2-like
Exons: 5
Coding region: 50-1309 (419 amino acids)
Biological process (GO): negative regulation of endopeptidase activity
Molecular function (GO): serine-type endopeptidase inhibitor activity
Source: RefSeq, a predicted model, not a curated record